CGCUACUGCGGGAAACAUUAUUACUGAUUCGAAUGAUCUUGUUCUGAGAGCGCGGGUGCAUAAAAGCCUCAGCUUUUCUGCAGCCUGAGUCGUCGAGCGAUGGUCCGAGCAGUCCUGAGUCUAAUGGAGAGGCUCGGGAGGGCUGUGACGAGAACUGUUGUGUUUGGCCUGCAAGGAGUCGCGAUCGGAUAUUGUAUAUUCGAAUACGGAAUACAGACCAGCCACUGCACAGGGCCGUCCAUGGAGCCGACAAUACAUGAUGGCGACAUUAUUGUCAUUGAGAAGAUCUCAGCGAUCAGGAAUUCUUUCAAACGAGACGACAUAGUGGUGUGCCGGAGCCCGUCGGAACCUGAUUCGUACUUAUGUAAACGGCUCAUAGGUCUGCCAGGAGACAUACUGACCAGUCCAGAUAUUGGCUCCCAGGAAGUUCCGAGAGGACGAGUUUGGCUACAAGGCGACAAUUACAAUAACUCCCACGAUUCGAAAGAUUUCGGUCCCGUGCCAAUGGGUCUCCUCAAAGGCAGAGCGAUUUUCAAGCUGAACACCUGGGAGAUAUUGCGGUGAGAAGUGUAGUAGGCUCUAUUAAUGGAUAUGCCACAGAGAGAAUGACCGCGUGUGAGCCUCGAUUCACUGGGGCAGAGGCUUGCCUGAGUGAAAUUCUCCCGACGAAGGGGGAGUACUCGCGAGAAUCAUCGUGGUGUUGUACAGGAGAUAAGAACCAAAAGAGUUAGGAAUAAAGUUAUGGUAUCCUUGUU
Molecule: messenger RNA, 755 nt
Organism: Galendromus occidentalis (western predatory mite)
Lineage: Eukaryota; Metazoa; Arthropoda; Arachnida; Mesostigmata; Phytoseiidae
Product: mitochondrial inner membrane protease subunit 1
Exons: 2
Coding region: 100-564 (154 amino acids)
Cellular component (GO): mitochondrial inner membrane peptidase complex; membrane
Molecular function (GO): serine-type endopeptidase activity
Source: RefSeq, a predicted model, not a curated record